GGCUUGCGUCUCGUCCUCUGCCUACCUUUCCUCAUAGCAUAUCUACUUUCUUGUCUACCCUCAUCAUUAUAAUUAUAUUGUCUGGUUUUAAUCUCACAACCUUUAAUUCAAAACGUAUAAACUUUACAGUCAGUAUUGAAGCCCAACUUCAAGAUGAAUCCCUAUGAAGUCGAACAUAACAUAAAAGCGUCUUCGCAGUCAUCUCGACCUCGUCGUCGUCCUUCUAUGUCCUCCUUCUUCAACCAAUUAUCGCAAUGUGAAACUUCGACUUCCACUACUGAUCCAAACUGGCAUCACAAUAAUCCUCAUGCUGUUCCUACUCCCGUCGACGUAGCAGCCUCCUACCGCCUCCUCCAAGACCAAUUUCUAACCCUCCGCACCAAUGACCCCUCCUCCACCACAGCCCCUCUUCUCGACCUUCUUAUCUCCUCCAUAACAUCUCAAAUCGACUCACCGCCCACCACAAUUUCCGGUUGUUCUCAAGCCUACCUCGAUACCAUCGAUCGCAUUCCUCGCUCCUCCCUAAAAGCAGAUGAAACAUGUCCGAUUUGUGGUGAAAAGUUUCUGGACGAUCAAUACUGUUUAGUCGUUGUAUUACCAUGUCAUGAAACUCAUAAAUUUGAUUUAGAGUGUGUGGGCCCAUGGUUGAGAUUGAACGGGACAUGUCCUUUGGAUAGGAAGAAGGUUGGCGAUGGAGAGGAGAGGGGGAAGGAGGCGGAGAGGGAGAGGGAGAGGAUGAGGAGGGGCGUGGAAGGCCUGGGAUUCGGGACUGGUGGGGAGGGAAGGAAGGAGGAGGAGGAGCAAAGAAGAAAGAGAGACGAGGAAGAAGAAAGCGACGGUGACGACGGAAUGUAUGCUUAAGGUCUUGCCGGGGUAAAAAUUGCGAAAUAGAAAUGCAUGAGUUUAUUGCAGCGGAGGAUGGAUGGAUAGCAUGACCCGAGGCCAAAGGGAGUACGCAAUCUGCAAUUGAUGCAGUUGAGUACUUAGGCCGCACAAGACCAGCAGCGAGUAUAAGUGAUUUAUAAGGAGAUACCACAUUUGGUCACAAAUUGGUGAGACAGAUGUUAGGGACUUGGGAUACCCUCUUGCAAAUAGUAAACAAGCAAUGAUAUAGCA
Messenger RNA from Botrytis cinerea B05.10, 1116 nucleotides. RefSeq lists its product as hypothetical. Bases 154 to 861 code for a protein of 235 amino acids. NCBI's taxonomy places the organism in Eukaryota, Fungi, Ascomycota, Leotiomycetes, Helotiales, Sclerotiniaceae. The transcript is spliced from 3 exons. The record is from RefSeq and is a predicted model, not a curated record.